Molecule: messenger RNA, 715 nt
Organism: Hyla sarda
Lineage: Eukaryota; Metazoa; Chordata; Amphibia; Anura; Hylidae
Product: UDP-N-acetylglucosamine transferase subunit ALG13 homolog
Exons: 4
Coding region: 113-610 (165 amino acids)
Biological process (GO): dolichol-linked oligosaccharide biosynthetic process
Molecular function (GO): hexosyltransferase activity
Source: RefSeq, a predicted model, not a curated record
GAGCAUAGUAUCUGGUGUGCGGUGACGGGGUCACAUGGUCAUGACAUCAUCAGAGGUCCUUUAGCUGGCUAGGAAAUAGCAUCUACCGUGCGGUGACGUCAGGACCUUCCUGAUGGGGCGCUCCGUGUUCCUCACAGUGGGCACCACCAGUUUUGAUGAUCUGAUUUCGUGCGUCUCCUCGGAGCGGAUUGUCAGUAUUCUCAAAGACCUCGGCUACAACAGACUGACUCUCCAGAUUGGAAGGGGAGUAGUAGAACCGAAGUCAUUCACCUCAGCUGGUUUUACCCUGGAUGUCUUCAGGUAUAAGGACUCUUUAGCAGAAGAUAUUAGGAAUGCCGAUCUUGUUAUAAGCCACGCAGGUGCUGGAAGCUGCUUAGAAACACUCGAAGCACAAAAACCUCUUAUUGUUGUCAUCAAUGAGAAACUAAUGUCCAACCAUCAGCUGGAACUUGCAAAGCAACUCCAUAAAGAUGGCCACCUCCUCUACUGUACAUGCAGCACCCUUGAAAACACAUUAAAGACAAUGGACCUGUCAUCUUUGAAAGUCUUCCCGCCAGGUCAUCCAGAAAUAUUUGCAGACUUUUUAGAUGGUGUUGUGGGCCUUCGAUAGCAGUAAAGGAAUGGACGAUUCCACAAUUCUCUGGAAGACUUGCUUAUUAUGACUGAUACAGAACUAUUUGUUACUUUGGAUCUUAUUAAAGAUACAUUUUCUGUG